AUGUCGGAGCCCUUUCCGCUGCUCAACAGCCCCGCGGAGCAGCUGCACAGCCUCGAGGUCGAGGGCACGAGACGGCGUCGAAAAUCCAGCGGUCUGGGCAGCGAGAUUCGCGCGGGCGACACUGGCGCCCCGGCAUUUGCCUCGAGCAAGGCCAGCCUCGACCACCACCAUGGUCACCACGACUCGAAAAAUGGCGGCGAGUCGUCGUCGUCGGCGGCAUCUCCCAACGGCAGCAGCGCCGGCGGCAGCAGCAAGCGUCUCUCCAAACGCCGCCGUGCACGCGGCCUGCUCUCGCGCGUGCGGCAGACGUGCGUGAGGCACACGUGGGUGCUGCCCCUGGCCAUCCUCUGCCUCUUCCUCUCGGGCUACGCCGUCAACCCGAGCGAAUCCAACCCGCUGCACCGCUUCAUCUUCCUCUCGUACCGGCUGCCGCAGAGCCAGGGCGACGCCUCGCAGCCCGUCCACUACGGCAAGGGCCCCUGGGACGUGGCCUUUGUGGCCUUCUACACCGUCGUGCUCUCCUUCACGCGCGAGUUCAUCAUGCAGGAGAUGCUGCGGCCGUGGGCGCGCGCCGCCGGCCUCAGGCGCAACAAGCAGGCGCGCUUCAUGGAGCAGGCCUACACCGCCGUCUACUUCCUCUUCCUCGGCCCGGCCGGCGUCUUCGUCAUGUCGCGCACCCCCGUCUGGUACUUCAACACCCGCGGCAUGUACGAGGCCUUCCCGCACCGCUCCCACGAGGCCCCCGUCAAGUUCUACUACCUCUUCCAGGCCGCCUACUGGGCCCAGCAGGCCAUCGUCCUGCUCCUCGGCAUGGAGAAGCCGCGCAAGGACUUCAAGGAGCUCGUCGGCCACCACGUCGUCAGCCUCGCCCUCAUCGCCCUCAGCUACCGCUUCCACUUCACCUAUAUGGGCAUCGCCGUCUACACCACCCACGACAUCAGCGACUUCUUCCUCGCCACCUCCAAGGUCCUCAACUACCUCGACCACCCCCUCGUCGGGCCCUACUUCUUCGUCUUCGUCUGCGUCUGGAUCUACCUCCGCCACGUCGUCAACCUGCGCAUCCUGUGGUCCCUCUUCACCGAGUUCCGCACCGUCGGCCCCUUUGAGCUCGACUGGGCCACCGAGCAGUACAAGUGCUGGAUCUCCCAGUACAUCACCACCGCCCUGCUCGCCUCCCUGCAGGCCCUCAACCUCUUCUGGCUCUUCUACAUUAUCCGCAUCGCCUACCGCUUCGUCCGGGACAGCACCGCCGACGACGACCGCUCCGAGGACGAGGACGACGCAGACGCCGUCGCCGACGAGCCCGCCAAGCCCGUUCCCACCUUGGAAAUCAAUGGAAAGGCUGUCAACGGCAACUCACAUUAA
Molecule: messenger RNA, 1365 nt
Organism: Metarhizium brunneum ARSEF 3297
Lineage: Eukaryota; Fungi; Ascomycota; Sordariomycetes; Hypocreales; Clavicipitaceae
Gene: FUM17
Product: Sphingosine N-acyltransferase-like protein FUM17
Biological process (GO): ceramide biosynthetic process
Cellular component (GO): membrane
Molecular function (GO): sphingosine N-acyltransferase activity
Source: RefSeq, a predicted model, not a curated record